AUGGCGCGGUUCAUCCUGAGCCUGAUGGAGCUCGGGGUCAGCGCCACCGUGCACAUGCUCUUCGGCCUCUACGUCUUCAGCACGGCCGUCGCCGCCGACAUCUCGCAGGCGGCCGCGGCGUCGGGGUGCCUCCUGCUGCGCCGCCCAGGGGCGCCUCCCGCGGCCCCAGGCUCGGCCGAGGGCGCGGCGCUUGUCGACGUCGCCGCCGCGGGGGAGAGCGACGAGCGCAGGGGCGCCGCGCCCGUCAUCCUCGACGCCUCGCCGCCGCCCAUCGUCCUCGUCCACGGCAUCUUCGGCUUCGGCAAAGGGAGGCUCGGUGGCCUCUCCUACUUCGCCGGCGCCGAGAAGAAGGACGACCGCGUGCUCGUCCCGGAUUUGGGGUCGCUCACCAGCAUCCAUGACAGGGCGCGCGAGCUGUUCUACUACCUCAAGGGCGGGCAGGUGGACUACGGCGAGGAGCACAGCAAGGCUUGCGGCCACAACAGGUUUGGGAGAAUAUAUCACACAGGGCACUAUCCUGUGUGGGACGAGCACAACCCGGUGCAUUUUGUCGGGCACUCUGCCGGCGCGCAGGUUGUGAGGGUGCUGCAUCAGAUGCUUGCCGACAAGGCUUUCCCUGGACAUGAUACUUCUGAAGAUUGGGUUCUGAGCCUGACUUCCUUGUCUGGUGCACUUAAUGGAACCACAAGAACUUACUACGAUGGCAUGCUGGUUGAAGAUUGUAGGUCCAUGAAAUCUAUCUGUCUUCUUCAGCUCUGCCGGCUCGGAGUUAUUGUCUACGAUUGGCUAGAUAUUCCUUGGCUGAAGAAUUACUACAAUUUUGGUUUUGACCACUAUGAGAUGUCACGGAGGAAAGUAGGCUUUUCAGGUCUAAUUAAUCUGCUUCUGGGGCACACGGGCCCAUUUGCCAGCGGAGAUUGGAUUCUACCUGACCUCACAAUCCAAGGAUCCAUGAAACUAAACUCUACACUUAGGACCUUUCCCAAUACAUUCUACUUCAGUUAUGCUACAAAGAAAACAAGGAAAUUAUUUGGAAUUACAGUGCCUUCAAGUGUUCUUGGAGUGCACCCCAUGCUCUUUCUGAGAGUCCUCCAGAUGUGUAUGUGGCGGCACCCUCAAAAUGCACCUCUGCCUUACAAAGGAUACAGGGAUGAAGAUUGGGAAGACAAUGAUGGGGCUUUGAACACAAUCUCUAUGACACACCCCCGCAUUCCCAUCGAGCAUCCACACCGUUUUGUAGUGGACGAUUCUGACUGCCAUCCUUUGCAACCUGGGAUAUGGUAUUACAAGAUUAUUGAAGCUGACCACAUUCUAUUCAUUGUGAAUCGGGAAAGAGCUGGAGCGCAGUUCGAUUUGCUGUACGAUGGCAUUUUUCAGCGCUGCAGAAAGCAUGCCUUUAGGAAGAGCCCACCUACUGUACCAAACGAAACAAGUCAAUAG
Molecule: messenger RNA, 1440 nt
Organism: Miscanthus lutarioriparius
Lineage: Eukaryota; Viridiplantae; Streptophyta; Magnoliopsida; Poales; Poaceae
Source: the annotation of a GenBank genome assembly